AUGACAUCUAACAUUGCGGAAUGUGUUAACUCAUUCUUGAAGCAUGCAAGACAAAUGCCAAUCACUGUUUUGAUCGAUUUCAUCAGAGACAUGUUCCAGUGUUGGUUCCAUGACUGGUACGAGGAGGCCGUCAAGGUGACCACUCUCCUCAACCCUUGGGUUGCCAAGCAGUUAAGCAAACGGUUCAAUGAUGCACAUUGCUUUGUAGUUAAGCCUAUCAAUCGAGUAGAGUUCAAAGUUAAAGACAGUAAGAUGGACGGACUUGUAAACUUGUCUAGGAAGACGUGUUCAUGUUCCAUUGAAUUCUGCACUGACUACUACAAGACAACCGUUUUAGUGGAGGAUUAUUCGGGAUCCAUUCGCCCAGUAAGGCAUCCUAGUGAGUGGGACAUCCUCCCUCAUGUGAAACAAAUUAUCAUCUUGCCACCAGCUUGGAGAGGCCAAGCGGGAAGACCUAGGAGGAGAAGGAUUCCAUCGGUUGGUGAAGGCAAUCGAGCACAAAAAUGUUUGCAAUGCAAGAGGUACGGGCAUAACAGACAGAAUUACCCAUCCCCAUUUGCAGUUUCAUCCACAAAUUCGGCACCAUCUCCAAGUCAAUCGACGCCUCCACGAGUGCACUGA
Messenger RNA from Theobroma cacao (cacao), 621 nucleotides. NCBI's taxonomy places the organism in Eukaryota, Viridiplantae, Streptophyta, Magnoliopsida, Malvales, Malvaceae. The record is from RefSeq and is a predicted model, not a curated record.